AGUCCGUCCUAGCAGUCGCCUUUGCUCCAAAGUCCAAAGUCCAAAGCCAGAAAUGCAUGGUGUGUUGCGUCUUGCGUGCAGUGUGACUGUGUGAGCACGCGAGAAGCCCUGUUUGCAGACCUCGCUAGCCCAGUCCCUUCUCGAAACUUCCGGCCACCAAAUGUCGGAGGAGGGCAGGCUCCUCGCCGGCGCCGGCGAGUCCAUCCUGCCGCCACGGCUAGAGGACGCCGGCCUGGAGGACUGCGCUCUGCCGCCGGAGUCCAUCGCCGAGGCUUUUUCCCUCGCUGCCAUGGCCGUCUCCUCCCGCCUCCCCCACCUCUCCCUCUCAGACGACGAGGACGAGGACGAGGACGAGGGAGAUGCCCCCCUCGCGCCGCGCGGAGGCUGCGUGGAGGAUGCGGGACCUACAUGCGGCUCCAUCCCCGACGCCCUCGUUGGCGCCGGAGGCGGGCGUGUGGGCGGCGCCGACGAUGUCGUCGUCAUCGGUGGCGGUGGAAAGGGCGGAGGCGGAGGCAGCGACCAGGUGGUAGUCGUAGGGCGCGGAGACGAGGAAGAUAGGGUUGUGGUGGUCGGGGAAGAGCUGGGGGAGAAGCUGGGACAAGAGAAGGGCUGCGUCGAUGGGGUCAGAGAAGAGGAGGACAUGGUAAAGAAGGCGAUCUUGGUGGAAGAUUUCGCGUGAGCUUUUUUGUUAGCUUUGUGUUGGGAUAUCUUCCUUGUUGUUGUUGUUGUUUGCUUGAUCUCUAGUGUAGUGUUUGGAUUUAAGAUCAGAUCGUAGUAUGGUAGUCUCUGUUUGUGUACGUGGUGUUAACGGUGUUUGGCUCAAGAACUAGUGCACUGCUGAUGAUAGUUGCUCUUAUCCUGCUGAAUUUGUGCUCAAGUUAGUGGGGAAAAA
Messenger RNA from Brachypodium distachyon (stiff brome), 892 nucleotides. RefSeq lists its product as uncharacterized. The transcript has a single exon. The coding region runs from base 161 to 679 and encodes 172 amino acids. The record is from RefSeq and is a predicted model, not a curated record. NCBI's taxonomy places the organism in Eukaryota, Viridiplantae, Streptophyta, Magnoliopsida, Poales, Poaceae.